GAGACUGAGUAUUAGUUGGAGCUUUAGAUGGAUUACCUGAAGAAAGAGGUUCUAACUGAGGUGCUUCUGGAGCAUUUGUAGAAGGAUCUGAUGAUGUGGCUCCUGAAGCUUGCUUGUUCUUCAAAGCUUGUGAAAGCAGAGUUGCUCCAUACUUAACUGUUUCUUGUUCUAACUCAGAUGCUAAAGCAGCAAUGACAGGAGUAGGCACAUACCUUGACUUUCACCUUUUCGAUAAGGAAAAGCAUAAGCAUCUAGAUUGGAGAUUACGACUAAGCAUUGUCACUGGAAUUGCAAAAGGACUGCUAUACCUUCAUGAGGAUUCUCGACUUAGAGUAAUCCACAGGGAUCUGAAAGCUAGCAAUGUUCUUCUGGAUGAUGAAAUGAAUCCAAAAAUAUCAGAUUUUGGGUUAGCAAGGACAUUUGAAAAAGAUCAAUGUCCAAGAAAAACAAAUAGAGUUAUCGGAACCUAUGGAUACAUGGCUCCAGAAUAUGCUAUGGCUGGGUUAUUUUCGGUGAAAUCCGAUGUUUUCAGUUUUGGAGUUCUUAUAUUAGAAAUAGUGUAUGGAAAAAGAAAUGGAGAAUUCUUUCUUUCAGAACAUAUGCAAAGUCUUCUAUUAUAUACUUGGAAACUUUGGUGUGAAGGAAAAAGUAUAGAAUUAAUCGAUCCAUUUCACCAAAAGACGUACAUUGAAAGUGAAGUCUUGAAGUGUAUACACAUUGGUUUAUUGUGUGUACAAGAAGAUGCAGCAGAUCGACCAACCAUUUCCACUGUCGUUCGUAUGCUAGGGAGUGAUACAGUAGCUCUUCCACAACCCAAUCAACCAGCAUUUUCAGUUGGGAGAAUGUCCAAGAAUGAUGAUCAAACUUCAAAAACUUCCAAGGAUAAUUAUUCGGUUGAUGAAGUAACUCUAACUAUUGUUUCACCUAGAUAGUACUACGGUUCGGUUUGUGCCACAUUUGCAAAUGUUUUGAGUUCUUUUAGAGAAAGAUUUCAAGUCGAAAAUGAAGACAUACCUCUUAAAGAUGUUGAGAAGCUACCCGAAAUUUAUUUGAUGGGUGAUGAAUUGGUUGUUCGAUUAUUGGUUGAGCUGAAAAUAUUUGUCUGAUGUGUUAUUAAUUUGUAAAUAUAUUAUGCUUCAACACAAAUGUCAUUUUUUAAAUAUGGGGCCGGUUUGGAUUGACUUAUUUUUGAG
Medicago truncatula (barrel medic) is the source of this 1193-nucleotide messenger RNA. RefSeq names its product cysteine-rich receptor-like protein kinase 10. The transcript is spliced from 4 exons. Gene Ontology annotation, biological process: protein phosphorylation. The coding region runs from base 192 to 932 and encodes 246 amino acids. NCBI's taxonomy places the organism in Eukaryota, Viridiplantae, Streptophyta, Magnoliopsida, Fabales, Fabaceae. Gene Ontology annotation, molecular function: ATP binding; protein serine/threonine kinase activity. Gene Ontology annotation, cellular component: plasma membrane. The record is from RefSeq and is a predicted model, not a curated record.